Messenger RNA from Gorilla gorilla gorilla (western lowland gorilla), 7335 nucleotides. It is a transcript of the gene SLX4, whose product is annotated as SLX4 structure-specific endonuclease subunit. Lineage: Eukaryota; Metazoa; Chordata; Mammalia; Primates; Hominidae. The coding region runs from base 668 to 6172 and encodes 1834 amino acids. Gene Ontology annotation, molecular function: DNA binding; protein binding. The transcript is spliced from 15 exons. Gene Ontology annotation, cellular component: nucleus; Slx1-Slx4 complex. Gene Ontology annotation, biological process: DNA repair; resolution of meiotic recombination intermediates; DNA replication. The record is from RefSeq and is a predicted model, not a curated record.
GGGCGGCGCAUGCGCAGGCGCACGAGUCUCCGUUAAGAAGGUGCCGCGGCAGCGCCGGAGAUGUGAAAUUAAGUGAACCAUAUAUGUUUCAUUAUCAUGGAGAUCUUGGAGAAUUAUCUGAGCACCAGGUUCAUAUGUAUUCGAUCUCAGAGGCAUCUAUUGGACAACAAAACACUCUUUCAGUUGUGAACUUUAUUUAUUUAUUUAUUAUUAUUUUUUUUUGAGACAGAGUUUUGCUCUUGUUGCCCAGGUUAGAGUGCAGUGGCACGAUCUCAGCUCACUGCAAUCUCCGCCUCCCAGGUUCAAGGGAUUCUCUUGCCUCUGCCUCCCGAGUAGCUGGGAUUACAGGCGUCUGCUACCACGCCUGGCCAAUUUUUUGUAUUUUCAGUUGAAACGAGGUUUCACCAUAUUGGCCAGGCUGGUCUCGAACUUCUGACCUCAGGUGAUCCACCCCCCCGCCUCGUCCUCCAAAAGAGCUGGGAUUACAAGUGUGAGCCACCGCGCCCGGCCCAGUUGUGGACUUUAACAGAGGGAAGCUUUAAACAUGUUUAACCACAGGCCCAAUUUGAACAAAGAUGCUUCAAUCAUUAUAGAGAGGAAAACAGUACUUUCUGUUCAACUGUGCAAACUCUCCAAGUAUCUAAUGGAGAAGUAGAGAGGAACCCUAAUGAAACUGAGUGUGAAUGAGGCUCAGCUAGGCUUCUACUUGGGUUCACUGUCUCAUCUGUCUGCCUGUCCUGGGAUUGACCCUCGCUCCUCUGAAGACCAGCCUGAAAGACUUAAAACUUGUCAGAUGAUGGAUGAGUCUGAUGAGGACUUUAAAGAACUCUGCGCUAGCUUUUUCCAAAGGGUGAAAAAACAUGGAAUCAAGGAAGUGUCAGGAGAAAGGAAGACACAAAAGGCCACCUCAAACGGCACUCAGAUAAGAAGCAAAUUGAAAAGGACCAAACAAACCACUACCAAGACCAAAACCCUUCAAGGCCCUGCAGAGAAGAAACCUCCAUCUGGCAGCCAGGCCCCUAGGACUAAAAAGCAAGGGGCAACCAAAUGGCAAGCAAGUGAACCAGCCCUCUCUGUGAAUGGGGAGGGGGGUGUACUUGCCUCUGCUCCAGAUCCGCCUGUGCUCUGGGAAACAGCACAAAACACCCAGACGGGUAACCAGCAAGAACCAUCGCCAAACCUUUCCAGAGAGAAAACCAGAGAGAAUGUGCCCAACAGCGACUCCCAGCCUCCUCCUUCCUGUUUGACAACAGCAGUGCCAAGUCCCUCCAAACCCCGCACAGCACAAUUGGUCCUACAGCGAAUGCAGCAGUUCAAGAGAGCAGACCCCGAGCGUUUGAGACACGCUUCAGAAGAGUGCUCCCUCGAGGCUGCGCGGGAAGAAAAUGUCCCAAAGGAUCCUCAAGAGGAGAUGAUGGCGGGGAAUGUGUAUGGGCUUGGGCCCCCUGCCCCAGAGAGCGACGCUGCGGUGGCCUUGACCCUGCAGCAGGAGUUUGCACGGGUAGGAGCAUCGGCACAUGAUGAUAGCCUGGAGGAAAAGGGUUUGUUCUUCUGCCAGAUUUGUCAAAAGAACCUCUCAGCCAUGAACGUGACCCGAAGGGAACAGCAUGUGAACAGGUGCUUGGAUGAAGCUGAAAAGACACUAAGACCUUCUGUGCCUCAGAUCCCUGAGUGCCCGAUUUGUGGGAAACCGUUUCUUACCUUAAAGAGCAGAACCAGUCACUUGAAGCAGUGUGCUGUGAAGAUGGAGGUUGGCCCCCAGCUCCUGCUGCAGGCUGUGCGGCUGCAGACAGCACAGCCUGAGGGUAGCAGCAGCCCACCCGUGUUCAGCUUCAGUGAUCACAGUAGAGGUCUGAAACGGAGAGGACCCACCAGCAAGAAGGAGCCACGGAAGAGGCGGAAGGUGGACGAGGCACCGUCCGAGGACCUGCUGGUGGCCAUGGCUCUGUCCCGGUCAGAGAUGGAGCCGGGUGCAGCUGUGCCAGCGCUCAGGCUGGAAAGUGCCUUUUCUGAGAGGAUAAGACCAGAAGCAGAGAAGAAAAGUCGCAAGAAGAAACCCCCGGUGUCCCCCCCAUUGUUGUUAGUCCAGGACUCUAAAACCACAGGCCGACAGAUAGAGGACCGUGUGGCCCUGCUCCUCUCUGAGGAAGUGGAAUUGUCUAGCACGCCACCACUUCCUGCCAGCAGGAUUUUAAAGGAAGGGUGGGAAAGAGCGGGCCAGUGUCCUCCUCCACCUGAACGCAAGCAGAGCUUUCUGUGGGAGGGCAGCGCACUGACUGGGGCCUGGGCCGUGGAGGACUUCUACACGGCCAGGCUGGUCCCUCCUCUCGUGCCCCAGCGGCCUGCCCAGGGCCUCAUGCAGGAGCCCGUGCCGCCUCUGGUGCCACCUGAGCACUCAGAGCUGAGCGAGCGAAGGUCACCCGCUCUCCAUGGCACCCCCACUGCAGGCUGUGGCUCCAGGGGCCCGUCGCCUUCGGCCAGCCAGAGGGAGCACCAGGCCCUGCAGGACCUCGUGGACCUGGCGAGGGAGGGACUGAGCGCCAGCCCGUGGCCCGGCAGUGGGGGCCUGGCUGGCUCGGAAGGGACUGCAGGGUUGGACGUGGUGCCCGGCGGCCUUCCUCUGACUGGGUUUGUGGUGCCAUCGCAGGACAAGCACGCGGACAGGGGCGGCCGCACCUCGCUCUCCCUCGGGCUGCUGGUUGCUGACUUUGGCGCCAUGGUCAAUAACCCACACCUGAGUGACGUCCAGUUUCAGACGGACAGUGGGGAGGUGCUUUACGCCCACAAGUUCGUGCUUUAUGCCCGAUGCCCGCUCCUCAUCCAGUAUGUGAACAAUGAAGGCUUCUCCGCUGUAGAGGACGGGGUUCUGACCCAGCGUGUCCUGCUGGGUGACGUGAGCACCGAGGCCGCCCGCACGUUCCUGCACUAUCUCUACACUGCGGACACUGGCCUUCCUCCUGGCCUUAGCUCUGAGCUGAGCUCCCUGGCCCACAGGUUUGGCGUGAGUGAGCUCGUUCACCUGUGCGAACAGGUGCCUAUUGCCACGGACUCAGAGGGCAAACCAUGGGAGGAGAAGGAAGCAGAGAAUUGCGAAAGCAGGGCCGAGAAUUUCCAGGAACUCUUGAGGUCAAUGUGGGCAGAUGAAGAGGAGGAAGCGGAGACUUUGUUGAAAUCCAAGGACCACGAAGAAGAUCAAGAAAACGUGAAUGAAGCAGAAAUGGAAGAAAUUUAUGAAUUUGCAGCUACUCAGCGAAAGCUGCUCCAGGAAGAAAGGGCAGCGGGUGCCGGCGAGGACGCUGACUGGCUGGAGGGUGGCAGUCCGGUUUCUGGGCAGCUCCUAGCAGGUGUCCAGGUGCAGAAACAGUGGGACAAGGUGGAGGAGAUGGAGCCGUUGGAGCCAGGAAGAGAUGAGGCCGCCACCACCUGGGAGAAGGUGGGACAGUGCGCUCUCCCGCCACCCCAGGGCCAGCACUCAGGGGCACGGGGAGCAGAGGCCCCUGAGCAGGAGGCGCCAGAGGAGGCGCUUGGCCAUUCCAGCUGCUCCAGCCCUUCCAGGGACUGCCGGGCAGAGAGAAAAGAAGGCUCUCUUCCGCACUCAGAUGAUUCUGGGGAUUACGAACAGCUCUUCUUAUCAACUCAGGGAGAGAUCUCAGAGCCGUCCCAAAUAACAAGUGAGCCCGAGGAACAAAGUGGCGCUGUCAGGGAAAGGGGGCUGGAGGUUUCUCAUCGCCUGGCUCCCUGGCAGGCGUCUCCACCGCACCCGUGCCGCUUCCUAUUGGGGCCUCCCCAGGGCGGGAGUCCCCGCGGGUCUCAUCACACAAGUGGGUCGUCCCUGUCAACACCCUGGUCCCGUGGCGGAACUUCCCAGGUGGGCUCCCCAACCUUGCUGUCUCCAGCUGUGCCAUCAAAGCAGAAAAGGGACAGGAGCAUCCUCACGCUGUCUAAAGAGCCAGGGCACCAGAAAGGAAAAGAGCGUCAGUCCGUGCUGGAGUGCAGAAAUAAGGGGGUCCUGAUGUUCCCAGAAAAAUCUCUGUCUAUUGACCUAACCCAGUCAAAUCCUGAUCAUUCGAGCUCCAGAUCUCAGAAAUCUUCAUCCAAACUGAACAAAGAAGAUGAGGUCAUCCUCUUACUGGACUCGGAUGAGGAGCUGGAGCUAGAACAAACCAAAAUGAAGUCCAUUUCUAGUGACCCUCUGGAAGAAAGGAAAGCUCUAGAAAUUAGCCCUAGGUCCUGUGAGCUGUUUUCCAUCAUUGAUGUUGAUGCAGAUCAGGAACCUUCCCAGAGCCCACCAAGAAGCGAAGCUGUGCUGCAGCAGGAGGAUGAGGGGGCGCUGCCGGAGAAUCGGGGCUGUUUGGGCAGCAGAGGGGCUCCCUGGCUGUUCUGUGACCGUGAGAGCAGCCCCAGCGAGGCCAGCACCACAGACACCUCGUGGCUGGUGCCCGCCACCCCGCUGGCCAGCAGAAGCCGCGACUGUUCUUCCCAGACCCAAAUCAGCAGCCUCAGGAGCGGGCUGGCCGUGCAGGCGGUGACUCAGCACACGCCCAGGGCCUCAGUAGGAAACAGGGAAGGGAAGGAAGCUGCACAGAAGUUUUCUGUCAUCAGGCCCCAGACACCACCGCCCCAGACACCGUCCUCAUGCCUCACUCCCGUCUCUCUAGGAACUUCUGACAGCAGAAGGCAAGGCCACAGAAGCCCUUCCCGUCCCCACCCCGGGGGCCACCCGCACUCCUCUCCGCUGGCUCCACAUCCCGUCUCAGGGGACCGCGCCCACUUCAGCAGGCGGUUCCUGAAACACUCGCCGCCUGGGCCAAGCUUCCUGAACCAGACCCCAGCGGGUGAAGUGGUGGAAGUCGGAGACAGUGACGAUGAGCAGGAGGUGGCCUCCCAUCAGGCCAACAGCAGCCCCCCACUGGACAGUGACCCCCCAAUUCCAAUUGACGACUGCUGCUGGCACAUGGAGCCCCUCUCGCCAAUUCCCAUUGACCACUGGAACCUGGAGCGGACCGGCCCCCUGAGCACCAGCAGCCCCAGCCGCAGGAUGAAGGAGGCCGCCGACAGCCGUGACUGUCGCUCCCCGGGACUCCUGGACACCACCCCCAUCCGAGGAAACUUCACUACCCAGAGGAAAUUGCAAGAGAAGUCCUCGGGCGCGGGCUCCCCGGGGAACAGCAGGCCGAGCUUUCUGAAUUCGGCUCUGUGGGACGUUUGGGACGGGGAAGAGCAGAGGCCUCCAGAGACCCCUCCUCCGGCCGAGAUGCUAAGCGCUGGUGGAGCUCAGAAGCCCGAUGGGUUAGAGACACCCAAAGGUGCUAAUCGGAAGAAGAACUUGCCCCCCAAAGUGCCCAUAACGCCGAUGCCACAGUAUUCCAUUAUGGAGACGCCGGUGCUGAAGAAGGAACUGGAUAGGUUUGGAGUCCGCCCUCUGCCUAAACGCCAGAUGGUUCUGAAGCUGAAGGAGAUAUUCCAGUACACUCACCAGACCCUGGACUCAGACUCCGAGGACGAGAGCCAGUCCUUACAGCCGCUAUUGCAGGCGCCUCGCUGCCAGACCCUCGCCUCCCAGACCCACAAGGCUUCAAGGGCAGGGGUCCAUGCCCAGCAGGAGGCCACCACAGGACCUGGGGCCCAUAGGCCCAAGGGACCUGCUAAGACCAAGGGCCCCCGACAUCAAAGGAAGCAUCAUGAAAGCAUCACACCCCCAAGCAGGUCGCCCACCAAGGAGGCACCUCCAGGCCUCGAUGAUGACGCCCAGAUCCCAGCCUCUCAAGAAUCCGUGGCCACCUCUGUGGAUGGCAGUGACAGCUCCUUGAGCUCACAGAGUUCUUCCUCCUGUGAGUUUGGAGCGGCAUUUGAGUCUGCAGGUGAAGAGGAGGGCGAGGGGGAGGUCAGUGCCUCGCAGGCAGCCGUGCAGGCGGCGGACACAGACGAGGCGCUGAGGUGCUACAUCCGCUCCAAGCCGGCCCUGUACCAGAAGGUGCUGCUGUACCAGCCCUUUGAGCUGCGGGAGCUGCAGGCAGAGCUGAAGCAGAACGGCCUCCGUGUGUCCUCGCGCAGGCUGUUGGACUUCCUGGACACCCACUGUAUCACCUUCACCACUGCUGCCACCCGCAGGGAGAAGCUCCAGGGCAGGAGGCGGCAGCCUCGGGGCAAGAAGAAGGUGGAGCGGAACUGAUGGGGCCGUCCCGACCCCACCCCAACCUGCCAUCAGCAGCCCCCACCCCCGCCAUUUGCAGGGAGGACCUGGGACACCCAGCGUGGGUCAGGCCUCCACAGGCAUUUCUGGGCCUGGGGACCACAUCAGCUCUGCACUGUGAUGAUGACCACAGCCCAAUCCCGGGCUACCUCCUCUGGGCUCUGCUUUCUAGGGUGGCAUUUGGAGCAUGUCACCCACUGGAUUUAGAGACUCCAGCCCCUUCCUCUGUCCGUGCUCACAGUGUGUCUCCCUUUUUGAUUUUCUUUUUUUUUUUCUUUUUGAGACAGUCUCGCUGUGUCACCUAGGCUGGAGUGCAGUGGCACAAUCUCGGCUCACUGCAACCUCCACCUCCCGGGUUCAAGCAAUUCUCCUGCCUCAGCCUCCCAGAUAGGUGGGACUACAGGCACACGCUGCCACGCCCAGCUAAUUUUUUAUAUUUUAGUAGAAACGGGGUUUCACCGUGUUGCUCAGGCUGGUCACAAACUCCAGAGGUCAGGCCAUCCGCCUUGCUGCGGCCUCCCAAAGUGCUGGGAUUACAGGCGUGAGCCACUGCGCCAAGUCCAGUGUGUCUCCCUUUAACCCAAUAGGGCCCUCAGGUGUCCCAGGGGGCAGUGGGCCAUCACCAGCUGGCCAGGGCAUGGCCUAUUCUGCCACAUUUGCCACCCUCUGAGCCCACCAGUCCUGGGCACAGCUGCCCUACACAUCUGUCCUGAGAUGGACAUCAGGUCCAGCCUGCCCCAGCAGCCUGGGCCCGUCCUCCUCAGCACUCAGGCCAACCCCAGCCACCACCAGCCUGAGACCAGGUGUCCUGAGGCUCCCUGCACUGCCACAGCCCAGAUGCAGUUCUCCUGACCCAGCCGUGCUACCCGGACACUUGUCAUUGUUACCAGCAGUCUCCAAACUGGACAGUGCACAAGGGCCCAGAACAACUCUGAUGCCACCACAAAACAAACAUGUUCACUAGCGGGUUCCAUUCUUUGGGUUAAAGCUGCCUGCAGCCUCAGGAGCAGUGUGGAGGAAGAUGAGGGCCAGGAAAGAAGGAAACCUUGGUUUCUCCAUCCUUAUGAAUGUCCUUGUCUGUUUCAAAUACAGUGCAGUCAGUUUUAUAUGAUGUGCAAUAAACCAAAAAGGCUUUAUUAAAA